Botrytis byssoidea is the source of this 879-nucleotide messenger RNA. RefSeq lists its product as uncharacterized. The record is from RefSeq and is a predicted model, not a curated record. The transcript has a single exon. NCBI's taxonomy places the organism in Eukaryota, Fungi, Ascomycota, Leotiomycetes, Helotiales, Sclerotiniaceae. Bases 1 to 879 code for a protein of 292 amino acids.
AUGCCUUUGUUAGAUCGUCUUCGACAUAGUUUCAAAGCUCGGGUUAAGCGUAGGCGUCAAGGUCUGAAUGAAAGCAAAAUCUUUGGAGACGGAGAGACUUCCACAGGGGAAGUUCAAGAAAGAACUCGCGCUUCUUGCGAGAACGCUAGACCAUCCGAGGCACGCACAUCCGAAUAUCUUAGCCCUUAUCCAUAUGAAACACUAGAUGAUGUCAACGAUGAUGUUGACAAUGUUGACAAUGUUGACAAUAGCGAAGAGGGCUGUUUUACCGAUUUUUCAUCAGAGAACUCUAUAGUCCGUUUUGUUUCAAACAGUACAUCUCCUGGUUGUUCAACCGCUUUGUCUCCUCGUCCACGACCUCGAAGUCAUGGUAUUCAACAGAAAACUACUGUUAGCGAUCAAUGUGUGAGCGACUCUAAGCAAAGUAAUGAUCAUGUUCGCUUAGAUGGCGACAGUCACACCUCAGCAGAAGACUUAGAAAUAUUUGGGUACCCUUUAGAGAGAGUAAAAGCUAGAAGCUCCUGUCCAAGCAUAGGCUGGAAAACGCAAGAUCAGAUCGAUCUCCGGAUGAGAGAAGGUGUCGAGCAAUCAACUCCUAGUUCCGAACCAAGGAAUAUACACUCCGAAGACAAUUUUGCUGCCAAUACCUCUACGAGCAUGGAUAUCCUACAACCGCUCUUGAAAUUACAGGAAGCUCAAAUGCCACGUCGCCAACGAAAUCAUCAGCGUAUGAUGGUAUCUAAACCUCGGUAUAUUCCAUCUGAGCAUCUUCAUCGUCAGAUCGGCUACUACAAUGGCGUAUUCUUCAACAGUGUUUCUAAGAAUCUCCAAUUUAAAGACAAUGUUGGAGAGAGCGAUAUUAAGGGAUUUAGUGAAUAA